Messenger RNA from Funneliformis caledonium, 167 nucleotides. NCBI's taxonomy places the organism in Eukaryota, Fungi, Glomeromycota, Glomeromycetes, Glomerales, Glomeraceae. The record is from the annotation of a GenBank genome assembly.
AUUAGAAUACUUUUCAAGAGUACAAGAGUUUGAUAUAAAUAAUAUUCAAAAUGCUUCAGUUACUCAAAAUUGUGUUAAUAAGCCAUUAAAUACAUUUACUUUAACCUUAAAGUCUUCGAAUAAGCAAAAAAUAAAUGAGUUUCAAACUAAAGAUCAAAGCAAUAAUG